UGACAAAUAGUCUUUCCUAGUGGAGAUUGAAGAAUCCCCUUGGAGGCCAAGCUUCUCUUCCACGUGAUUCUUCUGUUACUGCUCCCACCCCUCAAGCUUGCAGAUUGUGUGUUGUGUGUACUUUCGUGCAUGCUACUCUGAACGAUUAAGUUUUUUGCAAAAAUGUCAAAUUAUGGAUACACAGGAAAUAGAUGAUAAGAAUCUAGAUAAACCACAGUCUUCACAGUGUGUCUAAGAAAUGACAUCCUCACUGAUGCUGCUGACAAGGAACUGGCUGCGGUUGCCCCACCAUGCUGCCUUUCUUUGAUGUAGGAAGAAGUUUAGAAAUCUGAGCAGGGCCCUUAACUAACAGGACCAAAUGUGUUUAGAAUUUGGGGUAUAGAGUGAUUGUUCUAUGUACUUUCUACUUAACAUUUUUUGUUUGUUUGUUUAUUUGUUGUUUUUUGUUUGUUUGUUGUUUUGAGACAAGGUAUUGCUAUGUAGCUCACUCUGCUUUGAACUAAGUGAACUCUUGUCUCACUCUCCCACUCUGGGAUUAUAGAUGUAUGUCACCAGGCCUUCCUUCUGGUUCACAAUUUUGCGUCUAUGUAUUUUGUCCUGUGUUGGAGCAGAAAUAACAUCAUUGCAGAAAUAAAACGCUUGUGUUGCCCUAUAUUAUGUAAGUAAGGUAUGCCCCCUGUCCUUUCAUUUCUUUCUUUAUCCAGUGUCUCACUAUGAAGCCUAGGCUGGCAUGGAACUUGCUAUGUGAAACAAGCUAGCAUAGAACUCCUAGAGAUCUGAAUAUCUAAGCUUUCAGCUUACAUUGGGUUUUAAGGUGAGAGACAAAAAUAUGUCUUCCUCAAGAAUCAGAAGCAAAGAUAUCCAUUUUAACCACCUGUUUUCACACUAGACUGGAAGCCCAAGCUCUUUGUGAAGAAAGAGAAGUCCUGGACUCAUAUGAGAACAAAGCAAAAGGAUGGUUGGACAGAUGCAACACGCAGAAAGAGUGACUGUAAAGAAGCCUAGAAAACAUUACUACCCCUGCCAACACAAGUGGACAUACAAAGAUUACCCUGAGUGUCCAAGAUGGCAUGGGAUAGCUCUGAGACUGGCCAGCUUUGCAGUGGUUUUCUUGGUGGCCACAGUGAUAGGACUAGUCAUCUACGUAAGUCAUCUGAGCAGGUAUUCCUUAAUUGAUAAGCCUAAUGAGGGGAUACCUGGUAAUAAUGAAACCAGAUAUUGUGGCUGUAUGGAUAUUCCUCGUGAGGGACAACAGGACAAAACCUCCACAGGAAAGUCAUGCCCCGAAGACUGGUUCCAGAAACAAGGGAAGUGUUACAAAUUUUACAUGAACUUUAAGUCAUGGAUUCAUAGUGAAAUAUCCUGUGCAGUAAAGAAAUCACAUCUCUUAGUGAUCCAAGACAAAGCAGAAUUGGACUUCAUCCAGAGCAAAAUACAUGAUGGUGUUUACUUUUGGAUUGGACUGAAUGUUACAGACACACGGAAAACAUGGACCUGGCUGGAUGGUACACCGUUACACCCACAGCUAUUUCAAGUUACAGGCCAGCUUGAAGACAAUGCCUGCGCCCUGAUAACAAGGAAGGGCAUUUUCUCUGAAAAGUGUUUCAUCGACCAUCACUGGAUUUGUCAAGACUCAUCUACAGAGGACAGUGUUUGAAUGAUCACAGCUAUUUCUCCUGCUAGAAAGGAAUCAGAUACUAUGGAGAUUUGUAUUUUUUCUCAGAAAAGGUCUCACUAUGUAGCCGUGGCUGUUCUGGAACUCAUGUAGACCAGCUGGCCUCAAAUUCACAGAUAUUCUUCUGCCUCUGUUCAAUAACGUGUAAAUAUGUGUCUACAAAUGUGAACUCCCGAGGUCACCCCUGUCACUGAGACAAGAUCUCAUCAUCAUUCUUGACAGCUGUUCCUUAAGAGAAAACCUUUCUCCAAUCCACUCACCUCUCGCAAAAGAUCUAAUUUUACUCCAAGAAUAAAAGAGAC
Messenger RNA from Cricetulus griseus (Chinese hamster), 1977 nucleotides. NCBI's taxonomy places the organism in Eukaryota, Metazoa, Chordata, Mammalia, Rodentia, Cricetidae. The record is from RefSeq and is a predicted model, not a curated record.